Molecule: messenger RNA, 1888 nt
Organism: Phyllostomus hastatus (greater spear-nosed bat)
Lineage: Eukaryota; Metazoa; Chordata; Mammalia; Chiroptera; Phyllostomidae
Gene: PGAP2
Product: post-GPI attachment to proteins 2
Exons: 8
Coding region: 83-1045 (320 amino acids)
Biological process (GO): GPI anchor biosynthetic process
Cellular component (GO): endoplasmic reticulum membrane; Golgi membrane
Source: RefSeq, a predicted model, not a curated record
GCUCGGGCCAAUUAGAGGAAAGGCGCCAGGAUGGCAUGGUGAUGGUUCGCAGCGGAGAGGUAAGGUGACAAGGUUUGACAAGAUGUACCAAGUCCCACUGCCACUGGACCGGGAUGGGACUCUGGUCCGACUCCGCUUCACCAUGGUGGCCCUGGUCACAGUCUGCUGUCCACUUGUCGCCUUCUUCUUCUGCAUCCUCUGGUCCCUGCUGUUCCACUUUGAGGAGACUACAGCUACACACUGUGGGGUAGGGAUUGGGGGCACCACUUCCUACAGGAUGUUCUCUGCAGCCUUCCAGCCCUUGGACCCUGAUGGGACUGUUUUCCGGCUUCGCUUCACGGCCAUGCUCUGGUGGGUCAUCACUUUCCCCGUGUUCGGCUUCUUCUUCUGCAUCAUCUGGUCCCUGGUGUUCCACUUUGAGUACACGGUGGCUACUGACUGUGGGGUGCCCAAUUACCUGCCUUCCGUGAGCUCGGCCAUCGGUGGGGAGGUGCCCCAGCGCUACGUGUGGCGCUUCUGCAUCGGCCUGCACUCCGCGCCCCGCUUCUUGGUGGCCUUCGCCUACUGGAACCACUACCUCAGCUGCACCUCCUCGUGUCCUAGCUACCGACUGCUUUGCUGCCUCAACUUCAGCCUCAACGUCAUCGAGAACCUCGCGCUGCUAGUGCUCACCUAUGUCUCCUCUUCUGAGGACUUCACUGUCCAUGAAAAUGCUUUCAUUGUGUUCAUUGCCACAUCCCUCAGUCACAUGCUCCUCACCUGCAUUAUCUGGCGGCUGACCAAGAAGCACACAGUAAGUCAGGAGGAUCACAAGUCCUACAACUGGAAACAGCGGCUCUUCAUCAUCAACUUCGUCUCCUUCUUCUCGGCGCUGUUCGUCUACUUUCGGCACAACAUGUAUUGUGAGACUGGAGUGUACACCAUCUUUGCCAUCCUGGAGUACACUGUUGUCCUAACCAACAUGGCAUUCCACAUGACAGCCUGGUGGGACUUCGGGAACAAGGAGCUUCUCAUUACCUCCCAGCCUGAGGAAAAGCGAUUCUAAACCCUUCUCCUGCUUGGGUGGGGGUCAGGGGCACUGCCUAGAAACUAGAAACGAAAUACCACUCUGGCCUUUCCCACCUCCUGUGUCCUCUCUGGGCCCUACUGAAGCUGGGAAAGGGGAGAAGGAAGAGGGCAUAGGACAUGGCUUUACCCAGCCCUACAGCACCUCUUUCUUCCCAACCCACGUGAAGGCACAGGAACCUUUAAGUAGCAUCACCCUUACCAGAGAGGCCCCAAGAAACUGAGCUGGCAGGAGAGCUCCACCAUCUGGUGCUAAAAAAAAGUCCUGAGGUUCAUAACCACCAUCCGGUUCUUGGCCUUAACAUAGCCACCUCUCUUUGAGGUCAGGGACCACUGAGCAGUGGCUGCCACCUGAAAACCACAGUCAUUCUCUUCACGUGGCCAUUCACUUGAUCAAUGUUUCUAAUAAUCUACUCUGCACAUCCAGGCCUAUGGCCACAGUUCCCUACUAAGGUUGCCCAGAUGGUCUAGUCCUGACUUCAUCUCUGAUGAUGGGGGGUGGGCAGGUAUGAUUUCCAAGGGCUCUGCCAGUGUGUGCUUCUGACACCACCUUAUGGAGGAGGUGGUCUGUACCUGAAAGUUGAGCUGCUCCAGAGAAAACACUAGCACGGCACAUACUUCUCUUUCCUUAUGAAAAUCUUUGACUUACAGACUCUUCCUUGGCAAAAGUGUGGGGUGGAAGAGUCAAGCACAGAUUCCCAUCCCCCAACUAGUGCCCCCCACCAACCUCUGUACUAUCCCAGGCCCUGAACUCUUUUGAUUGUACAUUCUAUUUUAAAGGAAAAUAAAAAAAAAUUUUUUUUGGCCAACAGUCUGGGCGAGG